Molecule: messenger RNA, 2148 nt
Organism: Eriocheir sinensis (Chinese mitten crab)
Lineage: Eukaryota; Metazoa; Arthropoda; Malacostraca; Decapoda; Varunidae
Product: doublesex- and mab-3-related transcription factor 1-like
Exons: 5
Coding region: 139-1683 (514 amino acids)
Biological process (GO): regulation of transcription by RNA polymerase II; sex differentiation
Cellular component (GO): nucleus
Molecular function (GO): RNA polymerase II cis-regulatory region sequence-specific DNA binding; DNA-binding transcription factor activity, RNA polymerase II-specific
Source: RefSeq, a predicted model, not a curated record
GGAAGUGUCGGUCAGUACUCAGUUGUGCAGUGGCUGUGGUAGGUAGCGGAAGGGUGGCUGCGUACGCCGCCACGUCACUCACCUCGUGGCUUCGUCGCUCACCUUCACUCAUAGUGGCAGCAGUUUAGCGAUACGGCCAUGAAGUCUCCGCGCUGCUGCACCAUCUGCAAGAACCACGGCCAGAAGGCCUCCAUUACCAGCCACGUGUGCCCCUUCACCGACUGCAGAUGCUCUCUGUGUCAGCUGACCCGCCUGUCCCGGAGGGUCAUGUGCCAACAGCAGCGCCUCUGGAGACACAAGAAGCUCGACAACAAAGGUUCCUCCACGCCCGAGGACGCCGGGGACGCGGCGGAAUACUCGCCAGGCGGGAGCCAGGGCGAGGCAGGCUCCGAUGUUAAGGCGUCGAGGCAAAAACGAGCCAAGCGGGACGUGGUUUGUGACAAAUGCCGGAACCAUGACCAGUGGAGGCAGAAGCGAGGCCACAAAGGACAAUGCCCCUUCGAAAAAUGUGACUGUUCUUACUGCGCCUUCACCGGCCGGCGGCAGCGACUCAUGAAGCACCAGCAGCGUGUCCGAAGGGCCAUGAUGACCCCAGGACAACAUGACCCUUCGGAGGUGGAGCAGCUAUCCAAGGAAGUGAUUGACCUUUCUCUCAACCCUCCCACAAUCAAAGCAUCAACUGCCUCUGAUCUGUCUUCCUCUAUUCAUACAUCCUCUCCCACCACACAUUUAUCACCAUCCUCUUCCUGUUCCUCUGCCUCACUCUCUUCUAUUGCACCUUGUUAUUCUUCUGUUUCCUCUACUAUAACCUCCUCUUCUUUUCCCCCUUCAUUCACCUCUUUUCCUUGUCCAACUUUCCAAUCCGGGUCAUUUACACCUCAUUACGUGGGCAUGACGGAAGGAGAGGCUUCAUCACACUAUUUGUCAAUGGCACUUAAACCUUCAUUGUCGGACAUGAGGGAAAAAAGGAUGGCUGGCGAAGGAGCUGCGCAUACUCAACUCCUCUCUCUGCCUCGUCCUGUCACCUGCACUUCCUCACUACUGCCUCCACCGGGUACCACCAGUCCUCCACUCCCCCUCUACAGCUCUGAUCAGGGUAACCAAAGUGCCUCAAAUCCCCAUGACCCAAAGGAAAUAGCUGAGCCACAUAGGGCGCCCCAAGCCCCUGCUGAUUUUCCCUCGAGAGCGCAUCUUCUGAUGACACAGGAGCAGGAGGCACUGCAUGUGCGGAAGGAGAGAGAAAUGUUGCCGAUGAAGAGUCUAACACUCACAUCUACCAACCACAGAGUCCUGAAACCACACCCUAUUGGUAGCUCCUGGUUCCAACAUCAUGCUCUCUACCCUGAAUGGGGCACUUUCUAUCAAACUUGCCAUCCUUCUCCACCCCCUCCUCCUCCUCCUCCGCUACCUUACCCUUUCCAUACGUUCCCACCCAACAGGGAUGCAGGAACUCAACCACACGUUUCACCUUGGUACCCUGGCCCAUGGUGCCUUCAGUGCCACUUGCAAAACACCCACAUGCACACCAGACCAUAUAGCUAUGUGCCACAUCCUGAUCUGCCCAGGUUACCUACAGUCACAAGCUCCUCUGUGACAUUUCCUUUUGCAACCGCUAAAGAAACAAGUACAUUUUCUGGCUCCCAUUUUGCCCAUACUACUGAUACACUGUCACCACACAAAUAACACAAGGAACAGGAAGGGUGGUAGUUAUGUGGCAUCAACAAUAAACAUUGACUUUUAUGUAAGCCUCUCUGCACCAAUAAUUUUUCUUGAGGGGCUAUGAUGGGGAGCCCUUGCUUGCAAGUGAUGCUGGCAAAUUUUAUCAGUAAUGGCUACAGUGAUAUAUGACUUGUGAGAUAUACGACUUACAUAGUAGAUGGGCUAUACACUGCCCCUAGUGCAACUCUUGACCAAAGUCACUGAAGAUAAGGUUGAUCGCUGUACAUCAGGACGGGAAGUCUUCAGCCACUCAGUGAUAGUUGAAAAUUAAAAAACAGCUGUGGCAGGACUCAAAUCUAUAUCUCUGGAAUCACCACAUCAGAGUGCUGACCACCCUGCCUCCACUUGUUGUCCUCUCUCUUAAGGUUUAGUAUAUGCCAACUUGACUAUAGAAGAUUAGCGACUGGGAAACUCAUGAAAGAAAUGAUA